AUGAGUAAACAAGAACAACAACCAGUUGCUGAUGAUUUGGAUGAUGGAUUGGAAUAUGAUGUUCAGCUUUCAGAUACCGAAGAUGUUGGGUUUGUCAAUGGUAGCUGGGAUGAGGGUAUAACUAAAGAUGAAACAGAAACCAAUGACAAUACUACUACAACUACUACUGCAUCAUCCCUUAAACGUAGAAAUUCCAAUACCAGCAAUACACUUAAGGAGAAAAAACGGUUGAAAAUGGAAAUAGAUAUUGAAUCAAAGAAGAAUUUGUCGUUGGAAGAGAAUCCUGAAAUUAUAGCAGAAUUUAUCAACAAUAAAAUUCGUAGAAAGAAUCCUAAUUUAUCAGCAUUGGAGUUGACAGAAUUAUAUUUCAACAAGAGUGAAAUCAGAUCUACUUCAGAUUUUAAAGAUACUAGAAACUUGGAUAAUUUGUCCAAAUAUAUCAAUUCUCGAUUUAAGAAUAUGUUACCUAAAGGUGCUAAGAAAGACAAGAAGAAAAACAAUAAAAAGGGGAAAAAGGAAGAAUAUGAUAGCAACAAAGACUCUGAAUCCGAUAAUAAAGAAGAAAGGAAAUUUAUUGCCAUUGUAUCUAUGUCUGCUAUUAGAGCUUGUGAUAUCCAUAGAGCAACCAAGGAUUUAGUGGGUUCAUCAAUAAAACUAAUCAACAAAAACAAAUUACACGUCGAUUUGAAACUUGUCAAAAGUACAAGAUCUAGAGUAUUAUGUUGUACACCAGGUAGACUAAGCAAAGUCUUAAACAGUGAAGAGUCUGGUUUGUCAAAAGACGAAAUCAAAAUUGUCAUUAUCGAUAAUUCAUAUCUAGAUACAAAGAAACAGAAUAUUUGGGAUAUAAAGGAAACAUUUGAAGCAUUGAAGGAAUUGACCAAAAGCGGAUCAAAAUUAUAUUUAUACUAA
Messenger RNA from Candida dubliniensis CD36, 912 nucleotides. RefSeq lists its product as uncharacterized. Gene Ontology annotation, cellular component: nucleus; 90S preribosome. The transcript has a single exon. The record is from RefSeq and is a predicted model, not a curated record. The coding region runs from base 1 to 912 and encodes 303 amino acids. NCBI's taxonomy places the organism in Eukaryota, Fungi, Ascomycota, Pichiomycetes, Serinales, Debaryomycetaceae.